This is a messenger RNA of Aspergillus oryzae RIB40, 444 nucleotides long. RefSeq lists its product as uncharacterized. Lineage: Eukaryota; Fungi; Ascomycota; Eurotiomycetes; Eurotiales; Aspergillaceae. The transcript is spliced from 3 exons. The coding region runs from base 1 to 444 and encodes 147 amino acids. The record is from RefSeq and is a predicted model, not a curated record.
AUGUCUACUGCCACCACCACCAUCACUGCAUCUGUUGCAGCUGCAGCGCCAGCGCCGGAAAAUGUCCGCAUGCGGAUCGACGGCAGCGACCCCAAGUUUGGUGAUUUCCGGGAUGAUCUUGCCCGGGAUGGAUUUGCCGUUGUGAAGGGUGCCAUUCCCCGUGAGCGGGCCCUCAAAUAUGCCGAUGAGAUGUUCUCAUGGCUGGAGAACUUUAACCUGGGGUUUGAUCGUCACGAUCCGUCGAGUGUUCACAAAGACAACCUUCCCGUAAUCAAUGAGAAGGGAAUGUGCUUGCAGUAUGCCGUCACCCACGAGAAGUUCGUUUGGGAUGUGCGUAGCGAACCGGGGGUCGUCGAAACCUUCGAGAAGGUGUACAAUGACAAAGAUCUCAUUGUCUCUUUUGAUGCCGUGAACUUCGGUUUCCCGAAAUCUUCCUGCGAAUAA